This is a messenger RNA of Helianthus annuus (common sunflower), 351 nucleotides long. RefSeq lists its product as uncharacterized. Lineage: Eukaryota; Viridiplantae; Streptophyta; Magnoliopsida; Asterales; Asteraceae. The record is from RefSeq and is a predicted model, not a curated record. Bases 1 to 351 code for a protein of 116 amino acids. The transcript has a single exon.
AUGGUUGAGUUGAUGAAAGCUAAAAGAGUGCUAGCAAUAGCGGAUGCUCUUUCUUUUUAUUGUGCGCUCGCACUAGUCGCACUUAUGCUUACCGGCGCGUUUAGAGAUGAUCAAAAUUUUAGUUAUUCGCUUAGCACGAAGGAGGGUGUGGGGGGAGACAGGCUGCCGGUGAUGAAUAUACGGCCGUGUGACGAGAUAUAUGUGGUGGGAGAAGGGGAAACACUUCACACCAUAAGCGACAAGUGUGGCGACCCGUUUAUAGUCGAAAGAAACCCGCAUAUUCAUGACCCGGAUGAUGUUUUCCCUGGUCUCGUCAUCAAGAUCACCCCUUCUUCUUCUCGUAUACAAUAA